Penicillium soppii is the source of this 3315-nucleotide messenger RNA. RefSeq lists its product as uncharacterized. NCBI's taxonomy places the organism in Eukaryota, Fungi, Ascomycota, Eurotiomycetes, Eurotiales, Aspergillaceae. The record is from RefSeq and is a predicted model, not a curated record. The transcript is spliced from 5 exons. The coding region runs from base 1 to 3315 and encodes 1104 amino acids.
AUGUCGUCAAAUGUUGUGUCCUUGCCCACUACGGACCCAACAACUAUUUCGGCUCCCAGCGGUUUGGCAGUAGAGACAGAUGGAGAUAUCACCGAGGCAGUCGAGCAUCAACCAACCCAGCAGUUUGCAACUUUCCCUGCUACUGUUGACGUCCCCAUCAUCCAACCUGCUCUUCCUGAAAAUCCUCAUCUCCGAAGCCAACACCCUUCUCAGUCUGCCAUGGCUCCCGAUACCCCGAGCCACCAGCUCAUGUCUGGUCUCUCGGAUGCUUGUGACCCCAACACGGCCCAACCCUUCAAUCAGCACCUUGGCCAUCAGCGAGCUGCUUCUGUGCAGCCGCUUGGUCAGGAUGCCAUGCGUGUCAUGCCUCAGAGUGCACCGCUGCCUGGUCUGAACCUCUUGAUGGGCCGCAUGGCUGAUAACCAGAACAACUGGUCUGCUGGAUUUUCCCAGGCCCCGGAUUAUAUCCAGCCUUCUCCUUAUGUUGUUCAGGAUCAGCAGGCCUUCAGCCAGCAGUAUACUGGUCAGACUUAUGAAAUCGUGUAUGUGAUGGAUCCUAAUCACGCUGCUGGAAAUGAGGAUUCUCGGCAGCCGGUGUCAGGCCCCAGCUUCUUGCUUUCGCCUAGCCCUAGCCAGAGUCAGACUGCUGUUCCUUUGGGUCAGCAGCUGUCUAGCAUGGAUCUUGAUCGUGAUUCUACUUUGGUAUAUGACCAGAGUGGUCAAUUGUUGUCUAUGCAUUAUCAGGGUUCGAGUCAGCAGCCCACGGCCCAGCAGUCUUCGGCCGAUGUCCCCAUGAGAGGCGAUGUUUCUUCUUCGCCUCUUCAGCAGGCGGUGUCUUCUUCGACUAUUACCAGUGGAUCUCCCUUGACCCAUGUCCAGGGCGAUCAAGUGUGCAAGUAUCAGCGGGAUCUCAGCCAGUUCCCACAUCUACAUUCCUUCGCAGGGCCGUACCAGCAGCCUUUCGGUGCUGGACAAGUCCCGUCCGGUUUUCCUGCUGCCCAGCAACGUGUUUUGAGCCCCAAUCAGCCGUUGCCCAGUCGCCAAGCUACGAGCCAGCUCCUCGGCGAAGACAAAGAUUUGACCAGUCUCACUGUUGGGGAUAGCUUUGCUUCAACAAGCCAAAAAUUGAACCAGCAGCCGAUUCCUCGUGUACCUCCGCCUGGACUUUCUGCUACUGGCGGCUAUGUUUGGCCUGAAAGUCAAGAUGGUCAACCUUGGGCCAUUGAACAUGGUUUAAGCAACACUGUCGUGGAUAAUGUUCAGCAGCAGCCCAUUAACGUGAACGAGCAGACCAUUCCUGGUCCUGCUGUUACUUGCAGCACUUCAGGGCUUGUCCCUGGUGCUGCUACCCCUAACCUCCCCAAGAAGCCUAUUUUUGGUUUUGCUACUACAUCAGAAGCCGAAAACUUCCAAUCUGAGCCCAGGAAGAAGUCUGCUUUUGGUAUGCAGGUAAUACAUGGCUUGCCCGCCGCCCCAUGUCAAGGCCCUCAGUAUUCAGGUCAGGGAUAUGAGGGCUCAGAGCCUACGCGCGAGAGGAAUCCAUUUGGUCUGCCUAUUGCAGGAAAAGGCCGGCGGAUUGUACCUGCUGUGCCUUUCCUUAGGCAUCUCCCCGCUUCUAAGAGCGAGGUGAAGCCUGAGAAAUGUUCUCCUGCCCCUUUGGGGAAUGUUGUCGCGGGUGGAAAUGACUCUGACUUGUCAGCAAAAGUUUGGAGCCAAUUUGCACCCUACUCGGCAUCUCUUUCGGAUGUUCGCGAGCAAACCAAUUUUGGCAGUUCCAAAGGCUCCUCCAACAAUGGAGGAUUUUCCCAGGUUUUCUUGGGUAAUCCACCUCUCGACCUGUUGGAACCUGGUGAGGCCGUGGAUCCAAACAGAUACAGCAGUAUCGAUGACUCGCUGAGUAAAGUCAACACCCAAAGCCCAGGGAGUUCUUCUGAGCCUUUGAAGAUGGAAAAGAUUGCCGUGGAGCUGCUUUCGAGCCACCAGGUGCUGUUCAUCUUUCAUGUCCUCUCUAUCAUGGCUCGUUUGAGGCCUGAGUUUAUCUUCAAACGUGAUGGCGAGAAUUUAACAAAGAUCGGGGUCAAGCUCACUCUAUGGGGCCACACUGUGGUCAUUGCCCCGUCUCAAAGCUCCGUUGCCGAAGCAAACAUCGCUGCAUGUCGUCGGGCUUUGGAGAUGAUCUCAAAAACUAAUCCUGAGUGGCUGGUUCCUCCCCAGCCUAUUGAUGGGCCCACGACUCCUGAUUGGAAUUGGAUCUGGAUGCUGAAUGACUACUGCAUGGAGCGAGCCUGGCCUCAGCCUCUGUACCGACCCAGCAGUAACGGAAAUCUUUGGCACUGUGACACCUCCGUCAAAGACAAGCUUUUCCGCACUGUCCGAGAAUGCCGUAGUCUGGGAGAGGCGCAGAAUACCGCUGCGCACACCGCACUGUAUCAGCUGAUGGUGAUCGAGUCAGAGGAUGUUCUCCCUGGCUCUUUCCCUGUUGUUUCUGCAAUCUUUUCGACUACUGUCACAGCUAGCACGCCAAAGCCGGUACAGGAAUCAAUUCAGAAGCAGUGUACCCAGAUUCUGCGCUCGGGAAAGCCCCUCCAGCCGAAGAAGGCAGCUCGUGGGUAUGCAGGCGUGACCAAAUCCGUUCCUCCACCUGUGAUGUCUAAGCGAGCUAGAAAAAGGUUCAAUGCAAACUUGCGACAACGGGAAGCCGAGAAUCAAAAUCAGAAUCAGCAUCAGUAUCAUCCAAAGCCCCAAACCCAGUCUCAUCCCCAGCCCCAGCCCGCAAAUCGCCUGCCCCCUCCAAGUCCGCCUCCUUUCGUCGCCCGCGCUUCGAACAUGAUUCCAUUGGCGAACAGUCGACUGGCACCACUCCGUGAGACCGAAAAGCCAACCGAAGACCCUUUGGCAAAGUUGAAGAGUGUGGAAAAUGAGCUCAAUUUGCUGAGUACUCGCGCAUCGUUCCGUCGGAUCAUGGAGAAAAUCUGCGACGUCCUGGGAGCAAACUACCCCAGAGUCAUCCGUGAAAAGAAACCCGGCAACCACCCUCACGUCUACCAGAUGUUCGCCAAAUUCGACAGUAGUCACCCAUACCUCAGCCGCGCAAGCCCAAUCAAGCUCACUGACGUCGAGAACCCCGAUCCUGAGAUCGCCGAAGAGAUCGCCGUCAAGCAUGUCAUUCUGCAUAUGCUCAGGAUGGCCAAGGAGGAUGCUAACGUCUCUGAUAAGACGUACAAGGACCAGCUGAGUGGGCUACAUCGCAUCGAAGGUGAGACGAAGGAUUGUUUGGAUCGCCAGAGUCGGCCAUCCGGGGUCCUUUCUUAUUAA